Porites evermanni is the source of this 33495-nucleotide messenger RNA. The record is from the annotation of a GenBank genome assembly. Lineage: Eukaryota; Metazoa; Cnidaria; Anthozoa; Scleractinia; Poritidae.
AUAUUGCGUUCUUGAUUACAGCUGCUUUAAGCUCUCGCAAACUUACCAGAUUAUUUUCAGUCUGUCGAUAACAUGAUGCUUUUAGAUUUGUACGCAAUAUGAUGCUCACAUCAUAACGCCGGUGUAAACGUUAAGAAGAGAAAUUCGCCACGUUUCUCGACGAGUAUAAAAUGGAAUCGUGUGGAAGGCGAGUUUGUUUGAACUCGCAAAGUUAAAAUAAGGAAAGAUGAUCGUGAAAGGCUUUUUGUCCGCCGCGUGGAGAGUUGGUAUCGAGGGGUCAACCUUUCUUAUUCUCAUUGCCUUCACUGUUUUCCAUUUGUUCAAGGUUAGUAGUUUCAUUAAUCCUUGUAAUUCGUUCAUCGAGUUUUUAAGCAUUGUAAGUUUAGCUCUAUUGACUGAUGUCUUUUAUACAUCGGUAUUCGAAAGUUAGCUGUUGUUAACAUGUGUUAGAACAAUCCUAACGAAAUGAAGAGACGGUCUGUUAGUUAUUUCAAAUUGGUAGGAGAAUUUUGUUAUGUUAUUUGUUACUCCUCGAAGGAAUUUUGCCCUUUCCCAUCCGGAAUUGCGUCGACUCGGCAUAAGAGACAAAAAUAGAAGUGAUCCGUUUUGCUGGUUAACGCCGGCAUAAUGUCUUCGAUCCAAGAGUAGACUGAAUUGAACGCCUCCUGCUGGUCAUAAUUUUGUCUUUUAAUUUUAUUUUACCCAAUUCGAAGAUUAAUUCUUGUUAUUUACUUUUGGGAACUCUUAAAGGCGCAUAAUCAAAUUUUGCAUUCGAACUAAUAAUUUUUUUUAUAAUCAUGCUACUUCCGGAUUGUCGCUGAUUAAAUUAAAAACCUUUUUUUGCCUUAAUUACUGCAUACCUGUCUCUAAUUCGCGUAGUAUUUUAAUUUUGUUUUGGUUGACUCCAAUUCAAAGCAGUUUUGACACACAGUCUGCCAUUAAUUUGAUGUGUCUGAAAUUCUCGUAAUAGCUAAUACAAUUAUGCGGUUGUGCUGUUAUGCCAUAUAAGGUGUUUCUGUUGACAUCUUAUAAUACUGAUUUAACCACCAAAAUCUUGCAAGCCCUUCAUAACGUUUAUGGCGUUGUAUUAUAGUGUAGUAUAUUGUGUCUAACGUUGACCACUUCAAACUAAAACUUUGAACAAGGGUUACUUUGUUAAAACGUGAUGAUGUUCAGCAUGUAAUAAAAAGCGAUUUGCUCUCAUUUGUGCCCUUUGUCAAAGCGGGGGCGUUCGUUUCUGCUGUUGGAAAAUCGUGGAAGAAUUGAACUUGAUUUUCCAGUACAGAGCUGACUGAAAAUUGUAGUUACCGGGCCGACAAAAGCAAUAACCGUAUGAUCCAAAAGUUGUUUGUUUGCGGUGAAGAUGUAAUUUUGUUAGAGACACUCGUGACUCGCUCUAUGAUUUGACACAAUUGUUUUGAUCUCCUAUUUUAGUCAUUGAUACGUAUCUUGAGAUUUUUCCUAAAAACAUGCACCGAUAAUGUAAACAAUACUUUCUCAAAAUGUAUGGAAGGUUACGUUAUGUCUCUUCUUUUAAAAGUGGUUAGUUUUGACCUUACGUGCUUCUCGUAUUCUUGUGAAUGCUCGCGAUAACUUAACUUCGCUUUUUUAGGUCGGAAAUAUGGCACGUAAAAGCCCUCAACACAACCAUUAAUUUGCUUAUGGCAGUGAUUCGGGAAGUCUCCAGAGCCUAAAAUGCCAAUUGCAGACUAAACCUAAAUUUUCGUAGACCACGUUAUUACUACAAUUUUUAACUAAGAGGAGGGCAGUUGAUAUGAUGUUUCUAUUUAGAAAAAGGGAUGUUCUUGAAGUGGACGUAUUUUUUGUGGUUUUGCUUUGGAGAACCACCUCGCGUGCAUAGAGAAAACAAUAGAAUUACAUCAAAUACGUAUCAAAUAAUUUCCUUUCAGUGCUUGUAUCGUUUAUUGAUCGGUCACUUUUGUUCUUGUUGACGGUUUGUUUCGUACCGUUAUAAGAUUGUUAUAACGUUUGUUCUCCUCUCCAAGAAAAAAUGAUGCCCGCUCAUUUUUUCAUUUUGCGUAUAAUCUGGUCAUUUUAUGGUACAAAAUUUUCCAAAUACGGUAACCAGUUCUUAUUAUUUCACUGAAUUUCAUACGUUUAUGUUUAUUCUCUCUUUUUAAAUAAUCUUCAAUGAUUUUUGCUUCCAAAAAUGCGGAAAAGAAGCAAGUAAAAGAAGAGGAAACUCAUGAUUAAAAUCACACAGCUGUCGAGUCGUGCAUUCGUAGAGUAUGCCAUAGCCGACUGAUUGUGGCACGUUAUUUGUCUUUUUUGUGGAUGUUAAGCUAUCUGUGGUUUCCGGACCUAUGUAUUAAUCAAUUUGUUUUUGUAACGGGCCGUCUUUGGACCGUUUUUUUAUCGUUUGUGAAAAUCUCCCUGAUUCAUUGUUAUGGAAGCGUGCGAUGUGUUCUUGACUUUUGAGUUCGCGGAGAAAAUUCCAUAGUGUCACGUGCAAGUGAAUCCUCUACUGCAGCGCUUUCGCGUGUCACUAUUCGUUUCUAAGCGUUGUGUAGGAAAAUAAUUAGGUAGUAUUCAUGCUAGUAAUGAGCUAGGAGGGUUAAAAAGACACUUGAAAAGGUUUUACGAAUCGUGACGCAAGAGAAACAAAGCCUGCAGUUAAUCCUCUUACAACAUCUAUAUCUCUCCCAACAAAGAAUUUUCGUACCGGCGAGCAAUCUCGAGAGUGCUUAAAAAGAACUGCUGCACCUCUCCAACCCCGAACACACCUUUCCUUCCCGACCAAGCACACUGGAUGAGCAAUUUUUAAAACUGUGUUUGACAUCUAAUGCUUUUUGAAAAGUGCCGAAUCAAGGUUAUGAGACGUAAUGAAUAUGCCCUGUAGGAUGACUGAACUGCUCAAGUUACGGCUGAACAUUUUCGGUGUUAUUGACAACACAGCCUGUUUAGCAGGUUUUGCGCAAUGACUUAUUUUUAUUCUUAAAGCUAGAACGCGUUUGUAUAAUUUUUCUACACACGUUUAUGUAAGAGACGUACUUAUUCUAAGGAGCCCGAAGCUGCUAAAGUCAACUCCGAGAAAAGUUAUCUAAAAGUCGUGUAUCGGGGAAAAUAAAGCAGCGAAAAGUACUUCAAGAGAGGACUGCUUAUUAACUUCAUGUAAAUUGCUACACAGGCUAAAAGUCAACACAGGGUUUUUUUUCUGUCGUUAGCCCUUUAGCUUUGAAGUAUCAGUAAUUUAUUCACAGAAUGAAAAGCCAAAUCAGUUGAUAUAAACUAAAAGUUUAGAGCACCACUUGACAUUUUUUAUUAUUCAUUACUCCAAGAACUUUCACUUGAAUACGUGCAAGGUAUACAGUGUUAGCCUUGAAACGUCAGAACAACAUUCCAUGCUCUUUGAUGUUGUUAAAUAACUGUAUUUACUUUUUCCAACAACGUGCACUCUUGUAUGCAGCAACUUUUAUGUCACAUGAUAUGUAACAACUUAAGGGUUUUCCGCCAAACCUCUCGGGCGCACGGUGCCAGCACUGAAAGGUUGGAGCAACAUUCAAUGAUUUUAUGUUCUAGAAGGUCUUGAAUUGUUUUUAUAAUCCACAAUCCUAGAAAAUGCUAAACUGGCUGUUUGUCACUUGAACCCAGUUUAAUGGCCUUUAAUAGCUCCUAGGAGUUUUCCGACUUAGCUCAGUGGUAGAACAUCUGGAUGAGCAACCAAGGGGGUCUUGGUUUAAACUUCUGUCGGAAGAACUCGCAAUUCAUUUUUUUUCGAGUCGCUUGUGUCAGUGACAAAAAAAACAUCGUUUUCCUUAUUUUCGUCGUUUAAAAUUCAUUUUGAGAAUUGUUUUGAUUUUUUGGCCCCUGAUUUAAUGACUUUUUUGUAUUUCCUUUCCGUCUGGUCAUUUCGGAAAAAAUAGUAAUGUCAACAAAGAAUUCUGAUAUGACGAAUAAAGUUGAUUGUGUAUACUUGCUUUUAUUAGAUUAAUAGUAGCCCGUAAGCUACAUUAGUGGGGCAGAAGUCUCUGUUGACAAAAACACGGCCAUGCAUAGGGCAAACGAAGGUAAUUGGAAAAAAUCAUAAUUCAAAGUUUUAUGCAAAUUGAACUGAAUGUGAAAAAUAUUUCAAGUUAACCCAAACGCAAUUCGUUCGAGUGUCGCUGAGUCUUCUCCAGUUUGACCAGCAAUGCUGUCCUGUUGUUUUUUCUUUGUCCUACGGCAUCAGAAGAUAGAACUGACUGAGCAUUUGAUAAGUGUGUGAUCUAGACCCUUUAUAAAAUGGACGUUCAGGUUUAAGUACUAUAAACAACCAAAUGGCCACCCGUAAAACUCUUAUGCCCCUUCUUCGACUGCAUUCGGCCCUUUGCAUGAGAACUCAUUUGUUUUUCUUUCUUUUAUCUGAAAUGAAAGCAAUAGUUUAAGACUUGCUCUUGUUUGUUGUCACAACAUUACUUAGUAUAAGACCGUUUGAGGCUGAUAUCCAACGUUGCUGAGGUGAAAGAACAUCCUUUUGUCUCUUAUGAGCGUGUUGCCACUAGAAAUAAAAACACUACCUUGUAGAAGACAAUUUAAAAACAAAUUAAUACUGUUACAACUGUCAGACUUUCUUUGAUCUACCUCUCGUAGUGUAUUGCUUGUUUCAUACCCCACGACUUAAGAUAGAUUUCAUUUUUGGGAGUUGGCUUUAAAAACUCUUAGUUACUUCAACUUCCUUCACUUACAUAUCUUUUAGCUUCUGUUAUAUAUAUGCCUGUCUUAAGAAAUGUUAUAUCUCAUUAUUUUUUAUUAACCUCUGUAUUUCAAUUGGAAGUGAAAUAAACCUGACUUGACUUGGACUUUGAUCAAACAGAAGGCACGUUACAGAAUAGUUUGAUCGUAGUGUUCUUAUCUUAUCCUGGUCACUAGUUAUGUAUGAUACGAAGUUCCUAUUGUUGUUACUGUGGACAGAAUCCUGUAAGGUGAUCACUUGUUUUAACUACUUGUUUUUACGAAUUGAAUGAUUCUUGUAUCUUUGAAAUCUUCUGCUCAUGUGCUAUGCGUGCCACUCCACCGUACAUACAUACAUAUAUACAUACUAACUUUAUUCAAGAUGUAAACAAGCUUAUUUACAGGAAAAACAAUAUUAAAAGACAUCUUGAAAAGGAAGUUGAGAGGUUAGCCCUAUAUUAGAACUCCCAAACAGAAAUAGAAAAUGCUAAAUAAAAACAUCAAAUACAAUACAAUUAUUCAAAAAUCAAGUCCUUAAUGAAAAGACAGUUCUAGUUUAAAAUUUAUUAAAUAGAUAAUGAUGAAGCUUAUUUUUAAAAUAAUGAAGGCUUUCAGCCUCUACUAUGACUCCUGGAAGAUCGUUUCAUUUUGAAACUAUUCUAUUAAAAAAAGAAUAUUUGUAACAAUCGAGUCUUGCGCUUUUAACAUACAAUUUGAAGGGGGUACACUCAGCCUAUGUUUAAAUUUGAUGUCCCCAAAUUGGUGGAGAACUUUGCGGUAAUAAUACAGAUUUGUAAUCGUAAUUUUGAUCGAGGAUCUCUGAAAUACAUAAGUAGUAGCGAAACGCCAUCGAUGACCGAAAAUGAUUAGAUUCUAAAGGGAUAACGUUCUCCAAAUGGCUCGUCAUAUUUUAUUAUUAGAGUUUUUGUUUUGGUUUUAGCUUGAAUUCAAUAUCAGUAAGUAUGUUAAGAAGGCCGUCUAUUUAAGAUGAUGUCAUGAAAAACUUAUGGAAUUUUUACCUAAAACGAUGAAACUGGUGCUCUCAUCUCUUAAGACGUUUACAACUGAAACGUUUCUCUUGAGGCAUGAUUGGCAGAUCUAACUUUUCAAUCCUGGACAAAUUCCUUUUAUGUGGCUAUUCACCUUUAAAUGUAACCUAGCAGUUGUAGUUUUAUUUUCAUACGAAUAAAAAUGACUUAAAUUUUAGACUUUUUGGGGGGUGUGAAUGGGGUUGAAGUUGACACUACCAUGCACGCAAGGUGUUGUUGACUUGAAAGUGCAUGGAAAAUAUUUUCAAAGCUACAUUUGCGUUACUUCUGGUGAUAACUAAUUAAAUACUCUAAUGAAAAAAAAAGGUGUCUGUUCUAUUUUAAGUUAUAUUAAUUAUGCGGUCUAAAGUGUACAAUAUUUUCUACUCUCGGUAUUGAACGGUUGUUAUUGUAUUAUUGUCUUCAGUUAGGAAGGAAACUCUUAAGUAUAACAACAUAGAAUAGCAAAGAAAGGAUGAUUGUUUCAGGAGAUAUCCAAACAGUGAUAGUUGGGUUGAAGUAAACGAGGCGACACGAUUCACUUUCAGCGAUUGUUUGGAUAGUACAACCCCAGACCAUGUAUCAGACCAUGUACUUCUUGAAAGCAGAUAUAAAACAAGGUCUUCUAGUUCAAGGGACUUUUACAUCACUAUUUCAAAAACAAAUCAACAACUUAGAUCUUUCACCAGAUUUGGAUGAACCAAGUUACGGAAUAGCAUCCCCGCUGAAAUACGUUGUUUUCUCUUUUGCAAACCAACGAAGUUGACUUUGAAGCACCUAUUGUUGUCAAAGGAUAAAAGAAACCUAGUGAAAACUGUUAAAACCUUUACUCGCUUUAGCCUUUAUCUCGGUGCUAGAUUUUAUUUUGAUUUAAACCUAAUUUCUGCUUUCUGCAAGUUCCUUGUAAUUAUAAUUAUAUUUUUUUCUCUUUAUCUCUGAGAAAUUUAUAUAUUUAUCUAUUUAUUCGUUUAUUUAUUUAGAUUUUCAGCGUAUUAAAACCUAUCUAAUUGGCCUCUACCCUCCUAGAUUAACCCUGCUAUUUGCCGUUAGCGCAGUUUGUGAAUUCUCCUCUAAAAUAAUGAAUAAACUUGACAGAUUUGUGUGUGAUUUGUGCUCUGUUAUGGCAAGGAGACAGCUGAGGAGAUCGUGAUCGCUUUUGAAUAUUUUAUAGAAAAGGCGCAAUACAAAUAAUAAAUGUUAUUGUUAUUGUUAUUGAUCGUGACAUUUGAAAAAAAAGGGGGGGGGUUAAAUUUUAAAUUACAUUACGAUUUCAAUGAACAGUCGAACUUAAUUGGUCGACCUAAAUAGUUCGACGUUUGAACCGGGCCUUAGGAUCCAACAUUCAAACUUUCUGCAAGGUACUGUCUCCCGUUGUUUUCUCUUUGUGCAUCAUUGAGUAGUUUAAGAAGGUUUUCGGUCAGUUGAAAUUUCGUGGGAUUCAAUGGCUAUUUAAAGUGGCACUGUCGCUGGAAUUUUUGUCAUUGCUUUUUAAAAAUUAUCAGCGGGUAAUCACUCUUUCCGCAACACUAAAGGGUAAUUUUCAAACAAAGCUACGGAAAGAAAGCAAAAAUGUGUUAUUUUUAGCAAUUAACUGAGACACGAUUAAACAACUUGAAAAAGUUAAGCGUGUUUUUUCAUCUUUGUUCUGUGAGAGACAACCUUAAAUGGUUGUAUUGCAUUUAUAAAGUACUUCUAUACAAAACAGGAACAUGUUUAAAUUGUUACAAAUACAUCACUGGAUUUGUCUAUCUCUCAUGACAGUGCGUAUUAUCCAAACCACUCUCACGGUACAGUGUCCUAAAAUAAGGAAACGUGCUUGCUCAAUUACUUCAAGAAAGCACUUGUGGCGACCCUUGACGUGGCACGUGCUUUGAUUUCUAUCUUUCCUUUUGCUUUUUAAUAUGCAGUCGUAUUCCAGGGCAAUGUCGUUCAACAUUUGUCAUUCUUUCCGUGCGCGCGUGUUUCUUUUAGUUGUAAAUUUAGAAAUGGUCGUGUAGGCUUUAUAUUGUAAUUUUUGUUUGCAGUCGGCAAAUUCAUUUUUCGUGACGCGGUUUUACAUUUCAAUGGUAAAAAUAGAAAGUGUAUAAAUGUGGCCUCUUGUCUCGGUAUUUCAUGGCACUUGGAAAAAGUUAGGAAUCACUCAACUGCGUUUCACGUAUUCCACAUUUUUCUGUGCUGAUGAAUGCCUAUCAUUCUUUAUGCCAAUAUAAUGCAUGUCCCGCCUUGUCUUGUCUUUUCCUUUUUUUUCAGUUUCAUGUUAAGUACAUACUUUAGUGUUCUUUUUUGUUUUUUAAAUAUAACUCACAGGCCCAAGCAAAUUCAACAUUCCUUGUAAAUAGUUUGCAUUCUAAAGUUUUUGAUAUAAGCACAAACCUUUAAGGUGUAUCAAAAGUUUUACCAGAGGAAAGUCGUGUUGCGGAAAGAUGAUCGUGAAAGGCUUUUUAUCCGCCGCGUGGAGAGUUGGUAUCAAGGGGUCAACCUUUCUUAUUCUCAUUGCCUUCACUGUUUUCCAUUUGUUCAAGGUUAGUAGUUGCAUUAAUCCUUGUAUUUCGUUCAUCGAGUUUUUAAGCAUUGUAAGUUUAGCUCUAUUGACCGAUGUCUUUUAUACAUCGGUAUUCGAAAGUUAGCUGUUGUUAACAGGUGUUAAAACAAUACUAACGAAACUAGUAAUAGUUGAUACUACAGCUGCCCCUGCGGCUCUGUAUAUUGUCGGUCAAUAGCAUUCUUGCUCAUUGUGUAGCUCUUUGCAAUAUACCGAUUCAUGAGGAAGAUUUUCACACAUAUUCCAUACAAUAGGUGAGCUAAAUACAAGAAACGCAAGGUUCCAUGCACAGUUUCAGGUCGAUUUACACAGCUUUGAUCAAAACAUUCUCAGUUUCGAGAAUAGCUUAUUCUAAACCAUAAGAAAAGAUUUAAUUAGAAGUUGAAUUUUUCGCUAUUCCUUUUUCACUUAUCUAAAAGUCGUGUAUCGGGGAAAAUAAAGCAGCGAAAAGUUCUUCAAGAGAGGACUGCUUAUUAACUUCAUGUAAAUUGCUACAAAGGCUAAAAGUCAAAACAGGGUUUUUUUCUGUCGUUAGCCCUUCAGCUUUGAAGUAUUAGUAAUUUAUUUACAGAAUGAAAAGCCAAAUCAAUUGAUAUAAACUAAAAGUUUAGAGCAGCACUUGACAUUUUUUAUUAUUCAUUGCUCCAAGAACUUUCACUUCAAUACGUGCAAGGUAUGCGGUGUUAGCCUUGAAACGUGAGAACACAAUUCCAUGCUCUUUGAUCUUGUUAAAUAACUGUAUUUACUUUUUCCAACAACGUGCACUCUUAUAUGCAGCAACUUUUAUGUCACAUGAUAUAUAACGACUAAAAUGUUUCCCGCCAAACCUCUCGGGCGCACGGUGUCAACACUGAAAGGUUGGAGCAACAUUCGGUGAUUUUAUGUUCUAGAAGGUCUUGAAUUGUUUUUAUAAUCCACCAUCCUAGAGAAUGCUAAACUGACUGGUUGUCACUUGAACCCAGUUUAAUGGCCUUUAAUAGCUCCUAGGAGUUUUCACUUAGCUCAGUGGUAGAACGUGUUGAUGAGCAACCGAGAGGUCUUGGUUUAAACUUCUGUUGGAAGAACUCGUAAUUCAUUUUUUUCGAGUCGCCUGUGUCAGUGACAGAAAAAACAUAGUUUUCCUUAUUUUCGUCGUUUAAAAUUCAUUUUGAGAAUUGUUUUGAUUUUUUGGCCCCUGAUUUAAUGACUUUUCCUUGAGACAAAUGUAUUUCCGUUCCGUCUGGUCAUUUCGGAAAAAAAUAGUAAUGUCAACAAAGAAUUCUGAUAUAACGGAUAAAGUUGAUUGUGUAUACUUUCUUUUAUUAGUUUGAUACUAGCUCGUAAACCGACUACAUUAGUGGGGCAAAAGUCUCUGUUGACAAAAACACGGCCAUGCAUAGGGCAAACGAAGGUAAUUGGAAAAAAAUCAUAAUCCACAGUUUUAUGCAAAUUGAACUGAAUGUGAAAAAUAUUUCAAGUUAACCCAAACGCAAUCCGUUCGAGUGUCGCUGAGUCGUCUGCAAUUUGGCGAACAAUGCUGUCCUGUUGUUUUUUCUUUGUCCUACGGUAUCAGAAAGUAGAACUGACUGAGCAUUUGAUAGGUGUGUGAUCUAGGCUCUUUAUAAAUGGACGUUCAGGUUUAAGUACUAUAAACAACCAAAAAGCCACCCUUAAAACUCUUUUGUCCCUUCUUCGACUGCAUUCGGCCCUUUGCAUGAGAACUCAUUUGUUUUUCUUUCUUUUAUCUGAAAUGAAAACAAUCUUUAAGACUUGCUCUUGUUUGUUGUCACAACAUUACUUAGUAUAAGACCGUUUGAGGCUGAUAUCCAACGUUGCUGAGGUGAAAGAACAUCCUUUUGUUUACCGUAUGUCUCUUAUGAGCUUGUUGCCACUAGAAAUAAAAACACUACCUUGUAGAAGACAAUUUAAUAACAAAUUAAGACUGUUACAACUGUCAGACUAUCUUUGAUCUGCCUCUCGUAGUGUAUUGCUUGUUAUAUACCCCACGACUUAAGAUAGAUUUCAUUUUUGGGAGUUGGCUUUAAAAACUCUUAGUUACUUCAACUUCCUUCACUUACAUAUCUUUUAGCUUCUGUCAUCCAUCUGCCUGUCUUAAGAAAUGUUAUCUCUCAUUAUUUUUUUAUAAACCUCUGUAUUUCAAUUGGAAGUGAAAUAAACUUGACCUCGACUUGGACUUUGAUCAAACAGGACGCACGUUACGGAAUCGUUUGUUCGUAGUGUUCUUAAAUUAUCCUGGUCACUAGUUAUGAAUGACACGAAGUUCCUAUUUUUGUUACUGUGGACAGAAUCCUAUAGUGUGAUCAUUUGUUUUAACUACUUGUUUUCACAAAUGCCUCUUUUCUUUCGACGCGAAACCGACUAAAAAGGUUAAUUCCACUUGGGCAUCCUAUUCGAUCACUGCAUGCCAAUAUCUGUUACAUUAUAUUGGGGUAGAAAGGCCUCUUCAAUAGAUCGAGUGUUUUUGAACUUUGGUUAGACUGUUUUAAUCAGUCAUUGAAGGAGUGCUCACAAUCCCCUGGAAAAUACAUAACAGCACAAUGUUACAUCACUACUGCACUAAGGGCAUAGAAACGGUGCUUUGUUUCAGUGAGACUGAUAUGAUAUUGUUAGCACCGUAUUCCUGGCGUUUCGUGUGUUACGUAUCGUAAUAAUCGCCUUGUGCUGAGAGACGCGACCCACAAGAAGUGGAGACAAUCCGGAUAAAAGAGAUUACCAGAAAAGUGGAGAUCUUGUUAUUUACCUUGGCCCGAUAUGAUAAUAGCUAGUGAGCUGAGAAUAGCCGAGCACGUGGCACGCGAUGCUACUUAAUGUCACGUGAGAUUACUCGUGAAUCGUUUCCUGUUUUGCUCUCUCGCUUGCUAAUUGUGUAAUCCGAACUUACUUUUAUCGCGGGUAAUUUGUUAUGUACAGGAAGAGCUAGCAAACCUCUAGAAUUAUCUUUGCGGUUUUUGCAAAAUUAUUUUAUGUUAGAAUUUUCUUGUAACAUGUGCUAACAGUUUUUGUGUCACUGCGUGAAUUACCGCUAUAUCCAAAUCAGGCAUUUCCCAUUUGCAUGUCUCCCAUAAAACAUCUCGCUUGUCCCCCCAAAAACCAAGUUGUAUUGUGGGAAAUGUGCAAAUGGCGAACACAAUGCCGUUCGGCGGGAGUUGGGGGGAGAAUUUCAAACGCCUGACGGGAAAAGUAUCGCAAUCCUCUGUGCAUAAGAGACACGCCUCCUUCUCGUAAAAUGUGGGACAUAAAACCAUUGUACAAAGUACCAUCACCUGCUACGGGUGCGAAGAAACCUCACAAAGAUCAGUCCAGAACGCGGCAAAUCGGGAAACCUUUUUGGAAUUGUACAAAAGGAAGCAGCAAAACCAAAAAGCCACAACAACAACAAAACUGGCUUUUGUUUGCGAAAAAGCAAGAUAACAAGGGUCUGGCGUUCGUUUUUCGUUGACCCAAGAUUUUUUUCGGGUCAAAAAAUGUUCGAACCUUCGGUACUUUUGAGCGUGGUUUCCGCGUCCCCACCACGUUCAACUUUUCACUCAUCCCCUUGGUCGGUGCUACCUGGCUCUCUCAGGUCUUUGCUAUGUUAGGUCAGUUUUCUCUUUGUUUCAGGAUGAUUUUGCAACCGAAGCUCUAAACUGAACCAUGUCAAACUUGGUCUUUUUCAGGAAUUUGUGAAGCGCUACAGCUUGUUGUUCCCAAAAAUUGAAAAUGGAGACCUGCGAGAUGAGAUGCCGAGCAUCCUGGAAUCCUUUGGAUUGGAUUCACGGGAGUAUCAGCUAGGCAAACAAAAGGUAGAGCGUGGCUUGAAAUACUUUAAUGUCACCUGAUCAGAUGUUGUCUCAAAUUUAGAGCAAGCCUGUACGACAAAAAAGCACAACAUCAGAAUUGGAUCCUACAAUAAACCGAAUAAGACUUCACACAGCCCCUAUUUUCCCGUAAGAUCGUAGAGAUCGAGCGCUUACCGGUAGGGGCAGCCAUUUUGUAAUUGGUUUCCAAGACUUGAAAGCGCUCGUUCUUGGCGAUCUUACGCAAAAAUAGGAGACUGUUAACUGUUAAAUAAACGCGUUUGACAUCAGGCAAACACUGCUUGGUAAUUCUAAAUCGAUGAUUACACUUGAGGAUUUCAUUUACAUACUUAAAAAAAGUGAGAACCUCCUUUUAUAGUCUAAUUAAACAGAAGGGCAAGAAAGUUUAGCUCAAGACUGAGUUUUCUCCAUUCGGAGUUCGUACAUAAAAGUGCAAAAGCUAACCCAUUUAGAGGCAGCGUGGCCGAGCAGUUAGGGCGCCGGACUUGUAAUCCGGGGUCCCAAGUUCAGGUCCCGCUCUGACCGCUAGCUGGAUUUGUUCUCGCUAGUCAUGGGUUCAAAUCCUCGGCCAUGCUUGUAGAAUAGCUAGCUGGUUCUCCUCCCACCAGUUGGGAUUCUUUAACCUUGUUAUGAUCAUUUGCAUUAUUUUAAUUAUCAUCCUUUAAAAGCCCCAUGAGGGGAGAGGAUAAUUAAGUAUUUACAUUUACAGUAAAUUAACUCUCCUUUUCGAGAUCGGAUGGUCAAUUGCUUCUAAAACAUUUAACAAGAAAAAUUGAUUGAGGAACGUUAGUCGACGUUCAAAGGAGUAAGUUUUUUAUUUGAGGGAGUGAACUUAUUUUGGAUUUGCGGUAUUUUUUUUAGAUCUUUCUCCGAGACAGUCAGCAUUCUCUGCUGCAAACACGCCUUCACUCUGAACAGAUCCACAAAGUCUGUGUUUUACAGCGCUGGAUCAGGGGAGUCCUACAAAGAAGGCAUUUUAUCAGGCAAAGAAAUGCUGCUAUUGUUAUUCAGGUACAUUUUUUUUUAAGAGAACAAUCUUUAGUGUGAGGCGGUUGGGGGUUUAGGUUUAACUCUUUAAGUCUCAAUAGUGACCAAGAUCAAUUUUCUCCUAACAAUGUCCAUACAUUGUCAAGAGAUAAGUUAUGAGAAUUAAUAAAAUGAUCACCAAAGGAAAAAAAUGCCUUGAUUUAUUAUCCAAUUCUCUCAACUAAUUCUUCAAUGAAAUGUAGAUCAGUUUAGAGUAUUUGUGUUUAAAAUUAUUUUUUCCUUCCACCAGGCCGCAUGGCGUGGUUAUCUGGCUCGUUCUAAUCUUGAGCUGCAAGCAUUUGCGGUCCUUCGAAUCCAGUCCUCUUGGCGUAUGUACAUUGCGCGGCGUGACUAUCUGAGUGUGCGUGAUAGAAUUAUUCUACUACAGAGUCACGCAAGAGGAUACCUGGCUAGAAUAAGGUAUGUUAGGUAGUAGCACAAAAUUAGAGUUAUACUCAGGUUUUUGUGUGAUAAAGUAAGUUAAUCUCACGAGAAGAAAGUUUAGAUUUUUCAUUUCAUUUUAGUAUAAUUAUAAUUACUUGCAGAUUCAGACAACACAAAGAGCUGAUGUUAAAGCAGGACAAGGCGCCUGUCUCACCGUAAGACUUCCUUGUUAAUAUGUAGCUGUUUGUGGAUCUUUGAUCCGUUAGAAAUACAAAAACACUGUUGUCGCUUUGGGAGUAUUUUUUUUUGGCAGCAUACCGAUUUAAAGAGUGAAUGAAGGUGUUCAGAAAAUAAAGGCGUAAACAGAAAUUAGAAAUAGCUGUUGAUAAGCAAAAAGGGGAACCCGACGUUACUUGUAAAGUGAAGUUCUUUCUUCAUUUAUCCCGACUGUUGUCAGUGAAUAUUCUCCUUAUACACUAACUUUUUUACGGCAAGAGAUGUGUCCUGGGGGCUUGUUGACAACUUCCAACACUCGUCUGGGGACGAACAAUUUUAACAGAGAGUUUUAGUGUCGAGUUUAUGGCAAGCAGGAAACGUGAACUUAGGGAAUGAGUGGAUGAAAAAUGUGCUGAAAAAUUAUUCUUGCAGUUGAACCUGACAUGAAGCCACUUAUUUCAGUGUAUAUAUAGCGACAGUUUAUUAACGUCAUUCCAUAUUUUUAUUUUUAUGACUUCGUCAGUCGCCUUCACCUGACACGGUGAAAACUUAAAUUGCGAUCUGAAAACUUUGACUCAGUUUUUGUGCAAAAGAAAAAGGUGCAUAGAAAGACAUCUUGCUGUGCAGUUUUUUGGCUAUUUUGUAAACUCUACAUAAUGACUUUUCUGUUGUUUAGUCGUCCGAGACUGUCCCAUGUGCGCUCUUUAAGUCGAUCAUUAAGUGAUCCGUCGAGGUACGAUGAUACUUCCAACGAUCAACGCGAAGUCCGGGACGGCGCGGACAUAACUGAAAAUGGACCACAUUAUGAGGACCCUUGGAUGCCAAGAGAGAGAUCCCCAUCCAAGUAAGGAUACCUUAAGUGUCGCCUUUAUGCUAAGAUACAAGGUUAAAUACUGUAAACUGUUGCUUAUUAGCUCCCUCACUUAAUACCCACCCCUGCAGUUUAUGCCUCCCCCGGAUCUAAGCCCCCCUGCAAACAUAUUGAAAUGAAUUCGAUUUAUUAUAGCUUGCAGGCUCACUUGUGCGUGAGCCUGCUCGCAGGCUAAAUUUAUUAUGAUGUUUUGAAGGUUACUAAAUUAAAAAACAGUAAAUGCAAAACGUAUUUUUAUCAGUACUGCUUUCGCUUGUUUCGAGGCGUUUUUUCUAUUCGGGUUAUUAUCCCCCCCUCGGAUAUAAGCCUCUCCGUUUAUAAACCCUUCUAAAAUCCCUUACGAAGAUGUGUAAGCCCAGGGAUUAUAAGCGGAAGUUUACAGUAUUCUUCUCUGUCACUCCCAGAGCGAAUUAAGGGAGUCUGCUAAGGUGAUUCUUUCACUUCGUACUAUUUAUUUAGUAUGUAGUUCUAACUUUUGAGUCUGUGGAUGACAUCCUAUGGUGUUACCAUUCAAAUGAAACCUCUUCAGCACUUUCACAUGGUACUAUUUACUUGGUAUGUAGUUCUAACUUUUGAGUUUGUGGAUGAAAUCCUAUUUUGUGACCAUUCAAAUGAAACCUCUUCAGCAGUACUUUCACAUGAUACUAUAUAUUUAGGAUGUAGUUCUAACUUUUAAGUCUGUGGAUAGAUUCCUAUGGUGUUACCAUUCAAAUGAAACCUCUUCAGCAGUACUUUCACAUGGUACUAUUUAUUUAGUAUGUAGUUCUAUCUUUUGAGUCUGUGAAUGGAAUCCUAUGGUCUUGCCAUUCAAAUGAAACCUCUUUGACAGCACUGUCAGAUGGUACUAUUUGUUUUUCAGCUGGUUGAAAGUGAAAGUUAGAAAUUUUUGUUGAGUGGUUUUGACUCUGGCCAACUUUUGGGAGUGAAAGGGUCAAAUAUGUGAUUUGGCGAUUCAGUAAUUUGAACUUUCACAUAUACAGGGUGAAGGAUGUUUCCCAAGUCUUAGAAGAGAAACUUCCGCAGAACGAAUCCAAGGGCAAGGUAUGUGCAAGUUAUCUGUGGGUGAGUUUUUUCUGCCAAAUUUGUACGUCGGUGUCCUUAUUUAAGAACAAAUUUUUUUGCCUUUCAUUUUCUUCUCUUCUGUUAUCCUAUUUGUGAGUAAAGAAAAAAGAUACUUUGGAAAGAGCUGUGGUUCUGCUUCGUUGAGAUAUUUAAACACAAACCUUCUUUUUCUUAGUCCUUUUUUGGCUAUUGGUAGAGUCAGGUACUGAAUGUUUAUUAGUUUUGACCGACGACUCAACAUGAAGAUCGUUUGCUUGUGCCUUGUUUUAAUACAGCAACGUUAGUAUAGUCCGCAGUUCGUGGGCGUCAUUCAAAUCAUGGUCACGUAUGUUUCUUUUUCCUCGUGUGGCCCCAUUGUCAGUUGUAACCAUCAGGCACCAGUUGUUCAAGAUUGGACAGUGCUUUCUAAAAUGGAAAUCUCUAUCCAAUGGAUAAGACAGUUGGUUUUCCUUUCAUUCAUGUCCUGUAUAGUUUUCUAUCCGGUGGAUGAUGCUUUCCCACUUCUUGACAUCCCGACCCUGCUUACGUUUUUGGAAGUCUUGGACACGCGAGUGUCGUUUUGUUUUAUAAUGUACGAAACUUAAGUCCAACGGUGACCAAACCACCAACCUCACUGAACUUUUAAAUGAGCGGAUAAUUCUCGCAUUCCUUGCAAAGGUGUUGCAAUGAAUUUGUUGUUUUUGCUUUCUCCAUUACCAGUUGGGUCGCCAAAGGUCAUCUUCGUGUCCAAACAGCCCAGAAAACAAACGUCGCUCUAUUCCUCCACCCAUUGAAAUUACGCCAUCCAAACCACCCCUGAGAAACGCCUACAGCGACUUGAGCCCUAUUCCCUCUCCCACUGCGCCCAAUUCAAAGUCAGUAGAGGAUUUGUCGAACGAACUCAAAGCUCCGAAUUUUUCACGAAAGCUUACUAGCAGUAUCCGAAGGCGUCUGUCAUCCAAAGGUAAAUCUGGUCAGCGGCAUAGCACUUCAGACGUUUUGGACGACAGAAUAACCAGGUCACAUCGAUCAGCCAUGGAUGACAUGGAGUUUUUGCCAACUGGGGUGAAGUCAAUGCCUAGCACCUUACAUCGAUCCGAGUAUGGCGGGAAAGUAAAGAAAGGACUGUUCAGCAAAAUUGGGCGAAGCAACUCUUUGAGAAGGCGGUCCGAUUCUAAUUUACACAAAAUCACGGGGAAGAAAUCCGCUGAUUUGUCUGUAGGAAGUACUUCGCAUGAUGGUAAGGAUUAAGAAUAAACAAAAAAAAAUAAAACUUUUAAAUACACGUGAAUGUUGUUAAAAUGUCAUGUUUUCUGUCGCUUCCAAGUUUGAAAUCCGUGUAGCCAUUUUUGUGUGGUUCGCGUAACACUACGUGCUUGACUACACGGGCCGUGCUUGACUACGGCAUUCUUUCAUUUCACGUAAAACGAAAAGCAGCUGUAGUCAUGUUAUUGUUUCCUUUGGAUAAAAACAGUGGAACAAAACGUUUUUUAACCUGCGUAGUAGGCGCUAGGAAGUAAUAGGCGGGAAAGGCGGGGGCGCGAGGGAGACACGCAAUGAUAAACGUUUUCAGGGUGGGACUGGGAAGUUGCGUGUGUUUUUAUGUGCAAUUUUGUAUCUUAUGCCCGCGCCUGAAAUCGUUCUGAGUUGAAGAUUGUUCCUAUACAAACGAUUUGUUCGGUUUAGUUCAAGUUGGGUAGGAAUGUUACUCAAUGGCUAGUCUGCUCAUAGAAACACGGAAAGUUUUAAAAAGGACUGUCCUGACUAAGACAGCAGCUAAACCACUCUAUGUCUUCUUGUCUUGUUUAUAGACCUGGCGAAGGCAUUGAAACAGACCAAAAUAGUUAGUUGUACUCUCACUUCAGGACCUGUGCAAUGGAAAAAUACGGGCAAGAAAUUCGUAAAGGGAAAUGACGACCUUGGUGAAUUGGAGGCGUUUUUAAUGAAUAAGGUACGUAUUGUAGUACAAGUACUGGGUUAACUUGUGUAUGAAGCGGUUUUUGAUUCCAAACCUCAUUAAUAACUUGUAAAGAUUAUACUAAACUCCCUUGGUAUUAUCGUCGUCCCAAUAUUUCUCUCUCUCUCUUUUUUUUCUUUCGUUUUUUCGGGGAAGGAGGCUGGGUAUAUUAUUGGUAACGCAAAAGUGGUGAUUAGUGUGUCCUCUCUUUAUUUUGAUGUAUUUGGUUCUGAUUUUCCAGUCCCAAGGAUUGUUUGAAAAAAUGACUGGAUCUACAUGAGCGUUUUUGAAGCCUUUCAAUAAACUCGCAAUACGUCUUCUAUUAGGUCAAAAAAAAAAAAUCUUAACAAUGCUGUCCAACUCUUUUAUGAAACUUUUAUGAAGCGUUUGAUUGCGUCAACCAUACAGUUCACAUGGAUAAAUUACACUCUAUAGGCAUUAGUGGCUCCUUUUACGAUUGGCUCCUAAAUUACCUCGAAAAUCGUAAACAAUUUGUAACUGUAAAUGGUUCUAACUCAGAAUUGUUGGAAAUAGAUACUGGUGUGCCUCAGGGGUCUUUACUCGGUCCCAGAUUUUACAGUAUUUACUCGAAUGAUUUACCUGAAGCCACAACGAAUGCUUCUGUUGAAAUGUUUGCGGAUGAUACCACAGUUUUUUGUAUUGGAAAUACUGUUGAUGAAGUCUUAUCUAAAAUUCAGGAGGCGAUCGCCGACUUAAACAAAUGGGCUAAGGAUAACUUCAUGACUAUUCAUCCUGCAAAAACCGAAUUGAUGUUGUUAUCUAAAUCACAAUUCAUCGGGCCCUUACAGAAAAUAUGUUUAGGGCAAAAGGAGUUGUCCUUUGUUUCUAAAUCUAAAUGUUUAGGGAUUCAAAUCGACAAUAAACUCUCCUGGUCGCCACAUAUCAAAUCCUUGAGCAAACGUUUUUCAGCAAGAGUGAAGAAACUGAAACACUUAAAAGGUCUCGACAGUCGCAUCUUAGAGUCAAUUUAUUUCAAAGGUAUCAUUCCAAGUAUUACGUAUUCAAUUGCAUUAUGGGGAUCUUCAAAAUCUCUUCAGACCCUGGAGGACAUUCACAUCGGAGCAGCGAGAUUUAUUUUUAACAUAAAGAAUUCUACUCUUAGCACUGAGGUCCUGGCAGCGACAAAAUGGAAGUCUGUAUCAUACAUGUACAAAAAGAGGAUUGCAACCAUAUCUUAUCAAGCAUUUUAUAACAGGGCUCCGGCUGGUAUAAAUUCUCUAUUUAUUAAACAUUCUCCAUUAAGAAAUCUCAGGGACAGUCUGAAACUAUACGUGCGUUGCCCUAAAAGUGACAUCCUUCGAUCUUCCUUCUCUCAUCGUGCGUCUAUUCUAUGGAAUAACUUACCCAUGUACUUAAAGAGCAAACCCAAUAUUGGUUCUUUUAAAUCUGCUCUUAAAGAAAAAUCUGACAUUUUAGAUAAAAUAACAUUUAAUGGGUUACAGGGAAUAAAUAAAGAUAUUGUAAAUUAUAUAUAUUAAGGCAACAGUCAAUUAACUGUUGUUUAUCUUGCUAAGUACUUUUUUUAUUUUUCUUUACUCAUUGUAAAUAAUUCAUUGGUUUGUUAAUAUUAUUAGUUACUUUUUUGUAGAUACUUUUUAGUUUGUAGGUCCACAUCAGCUCUUUAGCUGCCCUUUUUUUACUGACCUACAUGACAAACAAAGUAUGUAUGUAUGUAUGUAUGUAUGUAUGUAUGUAUGUCCUGAAGCAGGUUCCUGUUAGUGUUAGAGUCACUGAUAAUUUUUAAAUGUACUUUGUCUUUCAGGUCUCCAUGUUAAACCAGAAGGAAAAUAAGAGGGACACCAUAGUUGAUCGAGUUUUCCGAAAAGCUCUCCAGGAAUUCCACAUGCAGCUUAUCUCGUCAUACUCAGUUCUAAUGAAGGUAAGCAUCACAUGGCCAGUGCAUGAUGUCAAAGGUGUUAUCAUUAUCAUUAUCAUUAUCCAAUCGUCGAAAACCAAUUAAUUUGUUACGGCAAUCACUGCAGAUGUAGACAUCCUACCUUUCCACCUUCUCAAAGCCUGCACAGCUGGCGGAACUGUUUUUGCGCGUGCGAGAGUUUUGGGGAGAAGCCAGCCGUGAAGGCGCGAGAAAUACCACAGCGUCUCCUUCCCAUUCUCCCCACGGCGUCGCUGCUCCUUUGCCAAAACUUUGCUCGUGCUAACAAUCCUGCUGGCUACACAGGCUAACAACUUGUUCGUUUUUUCAUCGACUGGCUUAGAAAUGGGUCGAGAUGUUUUAGACAAUUCUAUUAUCGUUGCUUUGAUUUCAAUCGGAUCAAGAUUCUUUCAAAUAAGUUUUAAAAAUAUUUCUCAAUGAUUGGAUUGUCUUUGCAGCUGGAAACACAACGCACAAAACGAACGACCCGUUUGUUUAAUACCCCGAAGUCUUUCUACAAAUGGCAUGAUGUGGUUGUUUGUAUUAUGACCUUGAAUGAUCACGUACUAUUGAUCUGAGAAAAAUUAAAUGAAUGGAACGCACAAUUGAGAACCAGAUCCAGAUAUCGGUGUGAACGAUAUUCAUACGAAACUUUAUCGUUCUCAUUGCAAUCCAAGUGUGGUUUGUUCUUUAAGGAAUUGAUGUCAAAGAACGUUUCUUUUGUUCUAUGGUAAUGCAAACGGCUGAAGCAUAGAUAAGCGCGAGUUUGUUCUAACACUGAACUGUUAAUCAGUCGGAAUUAUCGAAACAGAUCAAAAACUAAACAAUGUUGUAUUCGAUUUUUAUUUUGCGAACAGGAGGACAAGACGUUUACCCUAAAGUACGAGGAUUUGAUGGGACAGUUUGAGUUCACACUGAAUAAAAUAAUCAAAAGCGAACGGAUUAUUGAUAGUUUUCCUGUCAUUAUGGGUGUGAACGCGUUUGCUGGAGUGCUGUCUGAGUUUAUCUCAAGGUGACUAUUUAUGUCCCAUUCACACCAACUAAACAUGUUUGAUUAAACCAGGUUUAAGAAAUGAAAACAGUCAAGGAAAAACAGGAACGCAGGUUUUCACACAGUAUUCAAAUGAAAUUCAACAUGUUUUGUAAUUUGCACUAAAUUUGCAAUCAAUUUAAGUCAGGAAGCAGUUUUUAUGAAGGAAACUAUUUUAAACCGUGUUUAACUAAAUAGCUUUUAAGCUUUGGUGUGAAUAGGGCUUAAGGGCUUAAAUUACUGCACAUAAAACACGUCUUUUUGAAUCACAUAGUUUUUUUAAACGUAAUGGAAAACGUAUCUAAGAUGUUCGGAUUUCUUCACCACCAAGUUGUAAGUUGCGGAUGAGGCAGCGACUUUUUGAGACUUUUCUCCCUUAUGAAUGGAGCAUUGCCUUCCCUGUGGUCUCCUUUUGGAAAGCUGUACAGGGAGGUCACUUUAAUUAGUAUAACUGUACUUUGACUCUGAAGAUGAACACCGCACAGCGUUUCGAAAUGUCAGCCACUGUCAACAACAACAGUCCUAUUCAGGACUAUGAAAUUACUCGUGGAUUCAAACCAUUUACAGUUUGUACUUUAACCAUGAAGUGUGUGGGGUGAUUAUUUCCAAAAGAACUUCAUUUUCGAGGCACAAUAAAGUUGUCUCUUUUCCUUGUUUUUCUUGCAUAUCAUUUAUUUAUAUAUAUAUUUUUAUAUUUAUUUAAUUUUUGCAGAACAAAUGCGCCACACAAACAACCCAAGGUAAGUAAAUGACCGCUGAUUGAAUAAUAACACAGUUAACUCUUCCUUCAGGGACAACUUUGCAAGACGGAUAGGUUACUUAUUUACUUUUUAUCUUUCUUUCUUUUUUUUCAAAAGCACCACAAAAAACAACAUGUAAAGAAGCGAAAGUCCUCGGAACUAACGGUAAGUAUAAAAAUGUCCUCUUCUUUAAACUCCAGAGUUUAACUUUAAGGUAUAGGCCGUGGAACUAACUGGACAAGCGGCUUCUUAGUAGUAGUAGGGACUUAACAAUCCGAAGACUCGAUGGCAGCGAAAAGGUGGCUCAAAAGGUGAAUUUACGUUCUUGCAGUCCUAUCGCGAUUAUUCCUACCCAUUUACUUUAUCAAAAGUAGGCGAACCCUCCUGGAGUUGAAUUCCUAGGAUCCCUUACCAAGUUCAGAUUUCGUCGUCGCUUGUUUACGUCCUCCAUGAAAUGUUAAAUUAAGCAAACUUCACGUCGUAGUCGUGCAAAAAAGGCAAAGAAAUGUACAAAAAAGUAUGAUGCACUCGCAAAGUUUUUGUUUUGCCUUCUAAACCUAUUGUUUUGUUGUUGGUUUUUGACGUUCUCGUUGCCAUCUCGUCGUGGGAUCGUAAAGUCCCUGGUAGAGCGCGUGAGACGCGCGAUUGCAUGAAAUGUCGAGUCUCUUGUGCCGAGUCGUUCUCGCGAGGGGCGAUUUUCUAUGGCGUACGAUCCCCGCCAAGAUCUUACUCCAUAGUUUUUGCGUCCUCUCUUAUUUCUGUGGCUGCAAGGCAGUCUAGAUUACAACAGACUGAAUACAACACUGAACCACCUUUUGUCUAUUGCUUUGCUACUUAUUUUCGUUAUUUCUACCGAAGAAAGUCAGUAACUCAGUGCCUAAGUAGAUCAACCCACAGGUCCGUUCAGUUUUCCAUUGCCGAUAGUUAGUGCACGAAAUAAAAACAACAACGACAAAUUAAAAAGCGGCACCCAACAUGAAAGAACACGAAAAUUGCAUUAAAAUUCUACCCUUGUAAUUAUCUCUUUUAGCUUUUUAUUUAAAUUUAAAAGCUGCGAAAUAUAAGGAUGAAAUCGUUUCGCAUACAUUAGGAAAGUUUUCAUAAUAACCAAUUAAAAUUCUUGAAUUGAAAUUGUGACGUCAACGGGCGGCACGGCAGUACCGAGUGAAGGUAAAGUUUGUAAUUCUCUUUCUUUUGCGACGUGUUUUUAUCAUGGCUUGCUCAUCUGCGAAAGCUUCUGUGAACGUUACCACCGGCCACAAAAUCAGGAGAUGGUCUACUAUCGGCAUGAGGAGUCGAACGUCGAGUAUAGGCGCGCCCAUGGUAUGCCCGUUACAAAAUAGCUAUGUUAUGUAAAAGGCGGCCUGCCUCAUUAAUUGCCUUUCUCUUUCCUAAUUAUGUUUUCAAGAAUUUCAAUUGCGUAGUUAUAAAGGCUUUUCUUAUCAGAUACUGUAUCGUUAUCUCUUGAACUUGCUAAUUGUCUCAUGUUUUGCGGGAUCCUCUCUUUCGAACUGUGUUUCAAACGCUUGAAGUGGAAUCUCCCUUAAAUUGGAUGUGAAGAUUUUUCUGCCUUCGCCUAGUUUCCGUUUGUAAGUUAAAGCUGAAAACUAAGUCUUUCAUCCGGAUUUUUUUUCAGUGUUGGCAUAUUCCAUCUUUGCGUUGUAAUAUUGUGGCGAAAGGGUGAUUUGUGUGACUGAAGCUACAUUUGUCACAAAUUUCUAGAUUAGAUUGUAGCAAUGAUGAUGUCCUUGGAGAAAAAAAUAUGUUUUCGUAAAGAAACACAGAGAUUAUUUUUGCAGCUAGUUUAAUUUUGAAUUGCAACGUCUAUUUUUUUUAUCUUUCUUGUAAAGCAAAACGUUGUUUAUACUACUCUUUCAGUGGACUAUUUGUUUUUCAGUCCGGAUGAAUUAACACCUUCCAAUAACUUAGUUUUUUUCUCGUUUGGCGACAUAUUUAAGGCCGAGCACGUUUUCAGUUGAAAAAAGGAACAUGAAUAAAUUUCAUUUAAUUCUUUGUUUUAGUGGUCAAAGCAGUUAAUAUUCAUGAAAAACCUCGAAAGUCAUGAAAUUUAAAAGUUUCAGUUUCCAAGCCUGUAAACGGUCAUGGAAUUUAAUUGUUUGUCCCGGAAAGUCAUGGAAAAUUGAAGUUAUAUUUGGUAGAUUAGCUACUGCUGAUAGGCCAAUGUAAAUUACAGACGAGUAAUUAAACAGCGUGAACGGUAGCAUUUUGGUGGACACCAGAAUUUUUUGUUUCUCGAACUGAGUUAGGUCAAAAAUACCUUAAAACAACUUAAAGGAAAGUUAAAACUAACCCUAGGGCCAUAGAAAACUUAGCAAGGACACGGAAAAAUCAUGAAAUGUCAUGGAAUUUGAAGAGUUCAAAUUUUAUGAAACUGAACAUGACCUUCGCAGUAGAAUGACCAACCUAAGCGGUUGAAAAAAAUUCAGGCUUGACUGGGACUCGAACCCUGACUUUUUUCGGUGACAGGCCGCAUCGCUCUAUCCGGUCAUCGCAAAGGACAGGGCUCGAUUCCUGGUCAUUCCUGAAUUUUUUUCAACCAGUUUGGUUGUUCAUUGUAUUGCGAAGGUCAUGUUCACCUUAUGUCUUUUUAAUAUAAUAUAGGCCCCAAUAUAACCAUUUCAUAUUAAUGUAUAUUAAGUUGGUUGUGAUAUGCGAGGAUUCGCAAUAAGCAAUGUCGGAAAUGGCGUUCAGUAAACGUUAAAUUCUAGAGUUAGUUUGAGUAAGGGAUGUCAGUUUUGGUUCAGAUUAUAAAGGGGUGUCGAAAAAUAUCAUUUUCGGCGAUUGAGAGAAAUAGAACGAAUUGAUCAGAGAAGCGUAUAUGCUCAUGGGAUAUUUCGGUAUUUUCUAUAUCUUGUUUUCUAAACCAAGUUACAGCGAAUGAUUUGCCACUCUAACUUUUAAAUCUUUGGAAAAACCCCUGUGGUGUUACCAGUCAAAUAAAACCUCUCCAGCAGUACGUUCAUUUGGUUGACUGUAUUAGUGUAAAGAGCGUCAGGUGAUCCUUCUUGUAGGGUGAAACGAUUGCUUGUAGUUACUCAAUUUUUGCGAUUUAACCCUCAACUAUGCAGUCAGUGCGAGCGUAAAGCACUUUUCAUACUGAAAUAUCCUGUGUUUAUUUUCAGGAAUUUAAUGGACACCAGUUCUCUACCACUCAGUUUAGUAUCCCAACGUUUUGUGAGCAUUGUGGAGGGUUCAUCUGGGGUCUUGAGAAAGGAUUCGUUUGCCAAGGUAAAGAAAUUCCUUCAGAGAUGUAAUAUUUUUUUGAGAGUGAAUAGAGCAACAUCAACAAUGAGAAACAACAAGAACAACAACAAAAACAAUAACACAGCGCUCGAAAAAACUUGAAUUCCAGCGCGCCCUUUAGCCGAGCGGCCCUCGCUGCUUGCCCAGGGCAACUACUUGCUUGUCUUAGGCAAUGAUUUAGUUGGAGGAUGACUUGCUGGAUCCUUGCCCAUAGGGCAAGUGGGCUUUAAGAGUGUCCCGAACCGAAAGUUUAUUUUCUUUUACAUUGUUAGAUUGUUCGGACGCCUGGGCAUUAGGCUCUAAGUUUACGGACGUGUGGGAACUUGACCCUAAGUUAGUCUUCAAGGACUCGGACCCUCCCUUUGGUUUUUUUAUAUGUGCUUUUUCGCUUGUGAAUUCUUGUUUUUUGUUUAUCAUGCUUAUUUUUCACAAAUAGAGCUGAUUUAUGCAAUAAAUCGCUUGAAACAAAGAGUUAGUUAAUGCCCAACAAGAAAACCUACUCGUCCCGGACGACCGGGAUGGAAUUUUCUUCGAGCCCCGCAUUUGUAACAACAAAACAAAGUUUACUACUGGCUCUCAGCAUGCUGACAUAAUGAAAUUCCUGCUAUUCCGUUUUAAUCUCAAUUUUGUUCAUUUACUCGUUUUUGUGUUCUCUUGCAUCAUUGAUCGUAUAAUUUAACUGUUUUGAAAUUUUAUCUUUCUUUGCAGAAUGUAGAUUUACCUGCCACAAGAAGUGUCACGCCAAAUCUCAAAACAUUUGCCGAAAGGGAACAAACAAAUCAAAAGGAAAAGUAUGAAAAUUNUGGGAACUUGGCCCUAAGUUAGUCUUCAAGGACUCGGACCCUCCCUUUGGUUUUUUUAUAUGUGCUUUUUCGCUUGUGAAUUCUUGUUUUUUGUUUAUCAUGCUUAUUUUUCACAAAUAGAGCUGAUUUAUGCAAUAAAUCGCUUGAAACAAAGAGUUAGUUAAUGCCCAACAAGAAAACCUACUCGUCCCGGACGACCGGGAUGGAAUUUUCUUCGAGCCCCGCAUUUGUAACAACAAAACAAAGUUUACUACUGGCUCUCAGCAUGCUGACAUAAUGAAAUUCCUGCUAUUCCGUUUUAAUCUCAAUUUUGUUCAUUUACUCGUUUUUGUGUUCUCUUGCAUCAUUGAUCGUAUAAUUUAACUGUUUUGAAAUUUUAUCUUUCUUUGCAGAAUGUAGAUUUACCUGCCACAAGAAGUGUCACGCCAAAUCUCAAAACAUUUGCCGAAAGGGAACAAACAAAUCAAAAGGAAAAGUAUGAAAAUUCCCAUUCUAUGUUAAUACGUAAAGGCGCUGGAUUGUCGUGCAUUAGUAUCUAGAUGGAAGUGUUUGAUGCCUUUCGAUAGAUUGAAGCAGUGAUUAGUAAUGAGGCUAUCUGCAAGCUCUUGUUCAUACUUAAUUUUCUAUUCAUGACUCGGACUUUUAACAAGGACAGACUGUGGUUAUGCGUACAGAAUGAUGCCAGGAAUCGCAUGUCUCUAGUUAUAGAUGACAUGACGUCGUAAUAUGUUAAGAAAAGCGAAAGUGGCACGGGGGCCAAGGGCGAGUGUCACUGAUAAUCUUACCAAGUUUGAUGUCUUCUGCAAUGUGUAAAUGAACAGUCACUUGGCGUGUGUGUUGUUUACUGUGUUGCUUUCUUGGCCAGCUUGUAACGAACACGGAUAUUUUUGUUGUUUUCAGACGGAACUUUUUGGUGGUGAUCUAUCUUGUCUUGUCUCAAACGAAAACCUGGUUCCACCUUUAGUUGACAAGCUCAUCAAAGACAUUGAAAAAAGAGGUAAGUUCUUAGAAUCAUCGUCUUUCCUUUCUUGUUCGUAGGUGGGGAACAAGACAGACAAUCAUCCCUCUCCAACUGUAAAGUAAUUUCUUGUUUUCUCAGUCCUUAAAUGUUUUAUAGUGGGGGGUGAUUGACGGCACGUCGCGGAAACCCCGAGGGAUGUUCUUUGUCUGGCCUCUCACACUCGGCCUUUCAUGGUUGGACCUCCCAGGGGUAAAUCCCCGUCGGUAUAGGUGUCAGGAUCAUCAUUACACGCAGUUUCACCAACACGACCGGGAGCCCGAGGUGAAGAGGCCCUAAAAUUAAUUUGGGAUUAACAAUCUUACACGCAGCGCGCGCAAACCGUGAUGAUGUCCGUGUAAACCUCCAAAUUGUCAAAGAAAGAAUCUUUAGUCUUACCGAGGUAUUAGCAUCUUGCUGGGGACAUUCUGUUUCAAGACCCUAUAGGUCCAAUCCAACCCAGUCUCGCAAUUGCUGUUUCGGUUUGUUCAGUGUUAAGGGCUUUGAGCUUGUCAUUUUGUUUUAUGGGGUUUAUUAAUUAACUGGCUCGUAGCUAGAGUGUGUUUAAAGUGCCCGACUUAUUCAUGUCUUAAGCUAGGAAGAUUUUUUUUUAUACUUACACCCACAUUGUCAACUUUGAUAACUGACCGACUUCCACAAAGUUUGCUGCUUUACGUUGCUUUGCCCUUUUUAAACAUUUAUGUCCCUCUUAUGUUCACAGCAAAUCUUAGCGCACGGAACGGUUUACCAUAAAUAAACAUUUGUGAUGACUGAUGUCACUGAUUGAGUUAAAGAUUUAAUAAUUCACUCUCUUAUUUAUUUAUCUAUUGACGUAAUUACAUAAUGAUUUAUUUUUGAUUUUACAGGUCUAUACACUGAAGGUCUUUACAGAAAAUCUCCCAGUAAUGUCGCGGUAAAAAAGCUUAAAAACGAUAUCUGUACGUUAGGUGAGUGUCUUCAUUGAUUGUUUUUCGAGUUUGCCGAGCUUAGCCGAAGACAAUUAAGUCAAAGCUCUUCUUAACGGACAAUCCGUGUAAAGAAAAUCAGAUCUUGGGAGUGGAAGGGUUAAUUGAUAACAAAAACAACCUUACAAUGACACGGAGAAUACCCCCCGUGAGAAAACAGCCGACAUUUUCGCGACGUCAUCACUGGUUUCUCCGCGAAAAUGACGUUUGAGAAACGAGUAAAGAAAUUCCAUACUGAUGACGUGUCACUACCCUGAUCUGGGUUGUGCUUCUGAUUGGUUGAAGCAAAUUUCUCACGCAACACGACCAAUCAGAAUCUGGGUAGCGAUACUUCGUCAGUAUGGAAUUUCUUCAUUUGUUCCUUAGACAUCAUUUCUCAGGGAAACCAGUGAUUGCGUCGCGAAAUGUCGCCUGUUUUCUCAGAGGAAGGACUGUGGCUAAACAAACUUGAUCCCAGCCUUGCUUCCACCAGCAUCUGUUCAUGGGGAUUUUUUUAACCGGCGUUGUCUCGUGCGCUUUCAGGUAUUGACCAUGUUAAUUUAGAGGAGUAUACAGUGCACGUGGUUGCAGGAGUUUUAAAACUGUUCUUCCGACAGUUGUCUGUUCCUGUCAUCACGUCAGAUUUCUAUAUGGAUUUCAUACGCACCGCCGGUGAGUACAAAAAAGUAACUAUUUAUUGUUGCUUCUUUUCUCUUCGUAAUCUGCGUUGUUUUAAAGGUUAAAAUAAUGAAAAUCUUAUAUUAGAACUGUUGGGUAAGGAAUUGAAUAUAAAGAAGAUCAUUACAGUUAAAGACGCAACUUUUGCGGUAGCAAUAGGAAAGCAAAUUCGAACCUUUGAUGUCUACGUUUCCAGUGAAGCGCUUUACCAAUUGAGCGGCUAUCAAGCCAACCGGAAGCUGGUCCUUCAGUCGGUUCAUUACUCAACUCGUGAGGGAUGAAGAUUAAGUAAUGAACGUAUGAGCAGCUGUGAAGUUGUAUCAAAGACAAAGUUUAGAGUUGAUUGUAGGAAGCUUAGCCCUUCUAUUCUGAAGAGCCCUCAAAGUCAAGAUUCAUGAGCUGGGACAACCAAGCUGCAUAAACUAAUUUUUAGUGGCAUGCUAAGUACUGUCGAAGAGGUUUCUUCGGAUGCAGGAGAAGUCGUUUUAUCUUGCUAAUUUCUAAAUUCUUACGAUGUCUAUGUUUACUUAAGUAAUUUUUGAAGGAAAAAUAAGGUGUUGAGUUCAGUUUUCCUGGUGCAACGAUUUUACCACUUGAAUCGCUUACACCUAAACCGUUAAAUAUUUAUUCUCAGAUCUGAGUGAAGAAAAGUUACGACUUCAGGCUCUGUACAGCUUGAUUCAGAAACUACCCAAGGCAAGCAAAAACACACUGGAAAGAUUGGUCUUUCAUCUUUCAAGGUGAGAAAUUAAUCAGACAUUGAAUCAGACAUCAGGGGCACCCAACGACUGUUUUCUGUGAAAUAUCUGUUCGGAGAAACAAAUAUUAGCUAGAAUUUUCUACUACUUGAAAACGGCUAAAAGUUUCUAGAUGACCGUUCCAUUCAUGUAGUACAAUUUUCGAAGCUUAUUUAAUAAAUUCCCUACGAUUUUGUGAAGUUUAGGUAUUCACAUUUCGCCGCCCAGGUCAGGCUAUUUUUCGUACGAAAAAGGUUGCCUAAAACUUUCGGAUUCAAAAAUGUGAUGGAGAGAGGAAUCAGAAAAAUUCUCACUUUCGCAAUAUGUCAAAUUCCAUUUAACAUUGUCGGGAAAUAAUACUGAAGCCCUUGUAAUUUCGAAAAGACUCACUUUCCCCUUGGAUGUUUUAUAGCGCCGCUUAGAAUGUAUUUCUAGAGAUCUAAGGGUACUCUGGAUAGCCUAAAAAGUGAUUUCAAUGUAUUUAGGUCGUUGAGUGCCCCUGAGACGUACAACCCAGACAACGAGGAGCUAAGGUUCGAAACAAGAAUCAAACAGUUGUCGUUUGCUAUUUGCGUGCAUUUGCUUCAUUGACGUAGCUGCGAGAGAACGCGCGAGCAAGCGGCCAAGCACUCCCGUACUCGUGUCUCCUUUCGCGUGCUGCUCUCACGUGACAUCUCGCGACUCCCCCAAAUGGAGAGCUUGCUCGCAGGCUAACGUUGACCUGAGUAAGGACAGAUUGCAAGCCAUAGUACAAACAAUAGACCCUGUCGGUUCGUUUUCUUAUGCAUUUGGUAAUGAUUGAUGAAGCCUAAAAAGUGAUAAACUCUUAUCAAAUUCAUCAGCUUCGUCUAUUACUUGGGGAUUAAGGUAACUGGGUUGGUGCCCAAACACUUAAACACUAGAAUUAUCAAACUUGUGAUAUUUUUUGGUCUGUAGAAUAUCUCAACAUCAGGAUGAAAAUCUAAUGAAUGCUAAUGCGCUGUCUAUAAUCUGGGCACAAUGUCUCAUGGGAACGCCCCCUGGUAUGAGUGCGCUGGAGAGCAUGCAAGAUGUGGCCAAACAAACCAAGUGAGUAAUGCUUUCAUUGAGUUGGUGAUGCUAAAUACUGACAAGUCCAAGGGAACCGAUCGACGAUAGAGUUGUCGACAAAUAUAUUGUAUUUUAAUCGAUAUUUAUGCGCAUUAUAAGAUCGCUAAAUGCCAACAAGGCAAAAGGUCGCGACAUCUGUCGAUAAAUAUUUUGUAGUCAUCAACUAAACUAGUAAACAACUCUAAACUCUUUGUGCGAGGCGAGUAAAUUUUCAAUGGCAGCAAAAUAGUAUCUUUUUUCAGUGUAGAUAUUGUCUCUAGUUUGAACUAGUUUACUAUGUUACAUACCGCAAAAUCCCCCGGAUUCCUAGGCCACAAAUUUCUUCAUUUGGAAAGUUUAGAAGAGCGCAAAUUCUUUCAUUUUAGUAAUAUUGGUUUUCAUGGCUUUUUCGAGUGUGGGUUUUUUUAAACUGUCUUCUUGUUUUGUCAGCUAAAGCUAAGUUUUGUUGUUGUUGUUGUUGUUGUUGUUGUUAGAUGUUUCGAAACCCUGAUUCUCGGUCAGUUAUCCAAGAUCCGAACAACUCUGCACAGCAUUCGAGAACUUGACAAGGCAACGGACUCAGCUCACCAGCGCUUGUCGACGUUGAACCUCAACGAAGAGGUAAGUCCAUUAUGUCUGGUCCGAUAUCCAGCUCAGUCGAUGUCGGCUGUAUCUUUUACACACCGUUUAUAGGUCGUUCAUCGUCCCCUAGUUUUUCGGGCGAUUAUGGUCGAGUUGAGGCGAUAAUCGCACGAGGCGUGGCGCAGAGGCGUAAGGCCCAUUGUGGAACGGUUUCACAAGACGCCACGUCAUCCAUAUAUAUAGGUAUCCCAAAACAAUGAGGAGGAUGGCCUUGUAAUCUGGAGGCCCGGGGUUCAAUGCCCGCACUAACCGCGAGCUGGAUUUGUUCUCGGUAGUCUCGAGUUCAGCUCCUCGGUCAUGCUCGUAAAUGGCCAACUGGUUUGCCUUUGGCCACCAUAAUGAAAACGACUUGUUUACCAGUAAUUGCGUUUCCCCUAUAAAGUCAGUUUUUUUUAAUGAAACGACAGCUAUGUUGGUGCCCCAAACCAAUUCUGUGAGAAAUUAACGUUCUUCUUAUAUAAAGAUUUGCCUUUGUUCCAAUAAAUUUGCAUAGAUGCUGGCCACCUGGGUGAAAAAACUCCAUAGGGUACAAGUUGUAGCAUGCGAUAUGGUUCCCAAAAAGGCUCUAUGGCGCGUUACUUAUAUUGUGUUGUGUUGACGACACGCAUAAGCCAGCGGCAACUCAUAUAAAUGUGUCUUUUUGUGUUACAGGACGAAGGAUUGGUGGAAAACGACUUAGAAGGCGAAGUAAACGAAAAAAUGCUUCUCAGACAACAACUGUAUGAAUUACGGGAACAAAGGUUGGUAUUUCGCUCAGCUUUAUUCCAGCCAUCUUUAAAUACCUCUUCACACUUUCACUCCCAUAGUGAAUUUCUUAUCUUUGGGCUUCUUUAGUGUAGAAGAGUAUUGUUCUAUGGGAUUGUGCGUGGUAAUAAUUUCUGCAACUUUUUUUUUUCUCUAGGGUAGAAAUUAAUCGUGUCCUAAAACGUUCGUAGUACUUAUCGACAGUAACAUGGUUAGUCAAACUCGGCUUGUGGAACCAUAUUUUGGCCAAAGCCACUUAAACGGACUCGAUGCACCGCUCUUUCAAGAUUCUCAAGUUAUUUUUUGAAGAAAUAAUUUGAGAUUUUCGAAAAUCAAAUUUUGAAGUAAUUUACUAUAUGGAUAAAUCCUAGAUUACCAUGUAAGCCCUAUUAGUGACCAGAAUAUAAUUUCUUUAAAAAAGAAUCUUACAAAAAAAAAUAAUAAUACGCGUAUUUAUCGCGGGCAUUAAAACGCGCGUCAGAGAUUUGUAGACCUUUGAGAUAGCUGACUUUUCAGCUCCAGCAUCAUGUGCUAUCAUUUUUACAUCAUCAGUAAGAACAAUCUCCACUAAGAGUGAUGAAGGCCGGUUUCAAUACUAGCCGGCAGAUUUUUGUUUCUAAAAGCUCUCGUUGUUAUGUCAACUCCUCGCUACAGCUACUCAAUCGCUUAUCACUUUCACUUAUUCCUUUCAGAGCUCUUUUAACAGCCAAACUGACCAGUUUAGGGCCUGGUAACCCGAGAAGAGCAGACAGCGAAGAGGAUUUGGCAAGCGAUGACUGUCAAACUGAUGAUGAUUUGGACGCAGGUUAUGAAGAGGAACUAAGGGAGGAGUACGCCGUCACCUUUGACCUCCCUGGUAAGUCAGUAGUUAGUUACACAGGUUUGAAAUGUAAACAAGAGCUUAUUUAUCAAAACACAGUGAAACUUCUUUUAAGCGACCACCAGAAAUGCGACGAGUUUGUGGUCGCUUACGAGAAUCGACCAACAGGUGGUCUCCUCCGGGAAGAGGUCCCGGGACAUCUAAUUUUUUGCAAAAAAAAAAAUUAUUGCUUGCAGUUGACGAUAUGUGUAGUUCCAUGUUCUCAUUAAAAUUUCUCCGUAUAUUCCUAGUAGCGUAGUACAAGAGAGCGAACAUAAAUAUCGGGCCAUGAAUCAAUCGGUUUGUUACAGGAGGUUAAUAACAAUGAUAAUUAUAAUACUGUCAUGUGGUCGCAGUCGCCAUAAAUCUCGUAUUCUGUAGCCUGCGCAGCAUGCGUCGAAAGGGGUGGGGGAUUAAGAGAAAGGGAAAUAGGUAGGGGAAUUCUCCCCCUCCCCUCCCCUUUUUGCGCCUGCCACGCAGGCUCGAAGUCUGCGAAACACCAUUUUCGGCCUUAUAAGGGACUGUGUCCUGAGCCUUUUUGCAGCUGGUUGUAGUGACAAGCAUAGGAAAGUGUAAGAGGUUCCACUAGCAAACGGAUUCUUAUGUUCUUAUUACUUCUUUGUUGUAGCAACUCCCAUUCAGUUACAUCAUUUAACCAAGAACCGCGCCAGGCAACCUGUCAAGAGACGGCGUCCCACAAGAGCCAAGUUACGUCAGCAUGAAAUAGAGAGAUAGGACACUACGUUCCAUGUUACCUGAAGUAAAUCGUAUAUACCAAUGUGUACAGUUACCGAGCAACGCCUCAGAGAUUAACUUAGGACACGAGGUUUAACCGGCUUUGUCUUAAGAUUGAGUGACGAGCAUCAAUGUCUCUUGACAAACACCAUCAAUACAUGUUGAUAAUCAAGAGAAAGAUUAUGACUAUUAAUGAAAUGAUCAACUAAGGUACAUUGCUUUGAUCGUUAAACAAAUUCUCCUAGCUUAUUCUUUAAGGAAAUGUAUGGAGAUAAGUCUAGAGAAUUUGUAUGUCGAUUUUGGGGCUGAACGGGUUAAGCCUUGGGUCUGCCUUCUUUCUUGGAAAUAUGAAGAUAAAUGUCUUUUCCUACUUUCCCCCAGCGAUCCCAGAGAUUGAUUCACUAUCGAUUAUUUCGAAGAUCUUCGUCAAACUUACUCUAGCCCCUUUUCCAGCGUGAGUAGACCUCAUUCACGAUACCCGCCAUCUUUGUACGCGCUUAAGGACUGAUGGGAUAAGUAAUGUCACUUGGUUUCUCAGGGGGCAAACAAGUGAAAAAAAUUGCCAAUGCAAAAAAUCGUGGUCGAGUUUGCUUAUUCUAGACAACAGAAAAUGAACUUUUCAUCUUGAAGAUGGUAAUGGCAAAUUAUAAGUGGAAGCAAUCAUUGUUACUUUUUUUGGAAGCAGUAUAGCGACCGUAAAUGUGUAAAACUUGUGGAAACUCGAACUGUGCAUUUUGCCUGACUAUUAAAUCUUGGCACAGUUUUGAUAGAAUUAACAAACUCGACCGCGAUUACUCAUAUUUUCAAAUUUGAUCACUUGUUUACCC